AUGUUUAUUCAAUCUCAAGACACACCAGAUUCAAAUAGUUUGAAAUUUCUGCCUGGUCGAUCAGUUCUCGACACAAAUCUCGGCACGCGAGAUUUCCCAAACAUUCAAUCAGCUUUCAUUUCACCACUCAUAAAACAAUUGUUUCGUAUCGAAGGUGUUAAAUCCGUCUUUCUGGGCUCAGAUUUUAUCACACGAUUAUGGAUUUUUUUCUCAACAAAUCUUCCAGUGAUCGAUGACGAUGCCCAACAGCCUCCAAAUAGUACUCUUGAAUGUGUUUCACCCGAUAAUGAUGAUACAACAACUGCGAUGAUCAAAGAAUUGUUGGACACGCGAAUACGACCAACUGUUCAAGAAGAUGGUGGAGAUAUCACUUUUGUGGUGAAAUAUUUUGAGACAGACAAUCUUCGUUGCAUUUGA
Adineta ricciae is the source of this 417-nucleotide messenger RNA. Lineage: Eukaryota; Metazoa; Rotifera; Eurotatoria; Adinetida; Adinetidae. The record is from the annotation of a GenBank genome assembly.